AACGCAAAUGGACCAAUAGAAACACUGCAGAGAAUCAGUACAGCUCGUACACCACCUAUUUCCGUUUUAUCAUUCAGCCCUUUACUGGAAAAUACUCAUGUACCUUACAGACACACGCGACUUUUAUCGCUUUAAUCAGGUUCAGACCGAAAGUAACGAUGGCAGCAGCUUCUGUUUGCUUCUCUGACGGGCUGUAGUAGUGCACCACGUCGUCGGAUCAACACAGCCGAACUCGUUUAGGGUGAAGAUGCCAGUGGACAGGCAGCGGAUGAGGCCAUGGCUGGAGGAGCAGAUCAACAGUGCAAAAAUUCAGGGCCUACAAUGGGUUAAUAAGGAGGAAAAGAUAUUCCAGAUUCCGUGGAUGCAUGCAGCCAGACAUGGCUGGGAUCUGGAUAAAGAUGCUCCGCUUUUUAUGAACUGGGCAGUUCACACAGGAAAAUAUCAUCCUGGAGUAGACAAACCUGACCCCAAGACAUGGAAGGCAAACUUUCGCUGUGCCAUGAACUCUUUGCCAGACAUAGAGGAAGUAAAAGAUAAGAGCAUGAAAAGAGGAAGCAAUGCCUUCAGAGUGUACCGCAUGCUUUCUCCUGCUGAAAAAGCUGCUAAAAAAGUGAAGAAAAAGAUGGAACGGGAGCCAAAAAUGAGAAGACGGAAAAGUAAGAACGCUGAGCCAGAGUCUGAUCCAGUGCAGUUGAAGGAAGACACGCUACCAGACAGCACAGUUUUAUUGGCAGCAGAACCUGAUCAACCCUGUAAUUCUAGUACACCUAACAAGCUGGUGGGCAGUGAUCCCCCAGACGUGUGUGCUGUUGUUGAGAUCACUACAGAGAACGAGGAGUCUGCGGUCAGCUCCACUCAGUUCUCUUUUCCCCUACAGGUCUCCCCUAUCUCCGCAUGUAAUGCAGAAAGUGGUGAUGAAAGCACACACAGUGAAGAAGACUGCAUGGAGAUUGUCCAUGUUCAGGAUUUGUCCACAAGCUCCUCCUCCUCUGUAAGGUCAUCUUUGUCCGUGUUGAGGAUUCCCUCCAGCCUGCCAGACAGAACUGAGUCUUUUAUCACAUCUGGAAAGACGAACUUUUGGGUGACAAGCUGCAGAGAGGAGUCUCCGCUCAUCGCAUAUGAUGAGCCACCGUGGCGUCCUUUCCUCUCCUCUUUCCCCUUCAAGCCGGCACCAGCGAUAGAUUUAAGUAGCAGCAUGCCUUCGCGCGCUAGUGUGAUUAUGCAGGCUAUGGACCUGUCCUCCACAGCAGGAAAGAGACAGUAGAAGAAUUCCUCAGAGCCCUAAUGCUACCCAUCAGCAUGAAUGAUUCCCUUCCCAACCAUGCCCCUCCAUUACCACCACCACCACCAGCCUGGAGGAGAAUUUAAAGGUGUUCUAUCCUGAGCUGAGCUCUUUUAAUGCUCAGUCCUGCUUAUAGAGUGUACAUUUUAAAAUGAAUGUAAGAAGCACAGGUUUAAAGGAAUUGUUCUGUGAAAAAAUUAAAUACUUUCCCUCAUUACCCCAA
Messenger RNA from Colossoma macropomum (tambaqui), 1505 nucleotides. It is a transcript of the gene irf2a, whose product is annotated as interferon regulatory factor 2a. Gene Ontology annotation, cellular component: nucleus. Bases 248 to 1264 code for a protein of 338 amino acids. The record is from RefSeq and is a predicted model, not a curated record. Gene Ontology annotation, molecular function: RNA polymerase II cis-regulatory region sequence-specific DNA binding; DNA-binding transcription factor activity, RNA polymerase II-specific. Lineage: Eukaryota; Metazoa; Chordata; Actinopteri; Characiformes; Serrasalmidae. The transcript has 9 exons. Gene Ontology annotation, biological process: regulation of transcription by RNA polymerase II; immune system process.